UUUUUAAUAACUUGAGGUUCAUGUAAGUUUAUAGCGGUUCAUAUGCAAACCACUUCUCAGUACAGUUAGCUUCCAAACAGUAUUUAGCUUGCAAUGAAAUACCUAAACGUGAACCAUACUUAAAACUAAAAUAUCUGCUAGAAUACUCUGAGAACGUCAACUUUUACUAAGUUACUUUUAUUAAGCUAAGGAGUGUACCAGAAUGAAGGAUGUUUCAAGCUGAAUAGUUUGCAAAGGAGGUAGUUCGGACCUUUUAGAUUACAAGUCAGUAAACUUUGCUUACACAGCUGGCUCCAUUCAUUGGCUGAAGCCAAUCACUUUCCCUGUGGUGGCUGAUAAGAAUUUAACAGCUUGAGAAGGUGGAGUGUCAGCGUCCUUAGUGCUAAACACAUUCCCAGGCAUAUAAGUAGCCUCUGUCCAUCACACAUGCUAGAAGGAAUUUGGAAAGGAGAAAUAGAAAUUGGAGAAAGGAAAUCAUGCAUCAUCAUCCUAGCUGGAACGUACAGAAGAGUUUAUGCUGUUUUCAUCAUGUGGAUUCACUGGAGAAAUGACCACCUUUGAUCAACCAAGUAAAAUCAAAAACUUGUUUAUUUGCUGCCUGUGCCCCCCACGGGUGCUGAGGCUCUGGACGUGCAGGCGCCCAAGGACAAGGAGAAAUCUGCUGGUGGGGGUUGUAUGUGUGAUCUACCUGGGAUUCCUUGUCAGUCAAGUGGGUCAUGUUUUACCCCAGAACAAAGGAGGACACCAAAAGAUCAGUUCCAGAAGUCUCCAAGAUGCAGUCCAAACUCCUUUUCUGGGCAUCCCACUGGAUGGCACCCUGUCACUGCCCAAUUUCCAGGAACCCCAGCUUGGUAGCAAUGGGACCUUGCUGCCACCCAAUGUAGUUUAUAUCACCCUGCGGUCCAAGCGCAGCAAGCCUGCCAAUAUCAGAGGCACGGUGAAGCCAAAGCGCAGGAAGAAACAUGCAUCCCCUUUGUCCUACAGACAGCACUUUCCAAAAGCCACUUUUAUGGACCAGGAAGAGGCCUUUGCCCAACAGCCAAGGAGAGCCAUGUAUGCUGCAAGCACAGUGGGAGCAGCAAUGGCUCUGGAGACAAGAAAGCACCAGCUGGCUGAACACAGACAUAAAGGAAUGGCAAUCAGGGAGAGGGGUCACCGGAGACCUGCGGGAAUUUCUGAAUCUAUAAAAGCACAGCCCCAGCCUGAGGAAAGCAAUAUCAGGAUUUACAGUGAGAGCUCUCCCUCUUGGCUGAGCAAAGAUGACAUCCUAAACAUGCGCAUGCUGGCAGAUUCUCAGAUAGAGAGCAUCCAAGAAGUACCUUCUCACAAAGCAGUCCUGGUAGUAUUUGCAAGAGGUUCCAGCACCACAGGAACUGCUUGUAAUCAGGGACACUGUGGCAUUGUCAAAAGACCUCUCGACAUGAGUGAGGUGUUUGCAUUUCAUUUGGAUAGGAUCUUGGGGCUAAACAGGAGCUUACCUUCUGUAAGCAGGAGAUCAGAGUUCUUCCAAGAUGGUCAAGCCUGUCCUGUUGUUCUCUGGGAUUCCUCGUUGAGCCCAACAGAUAAUAAUACCCAUUCUUCAGUGAGAUUAACCUGGGGGAAAUAUCAGCAGCUAUUGAAGCAUAAAUGCUGGCAGAAUGGUAAAGUCCCCAAAGCUGAGUGGGGCUGUACCGAAAUCCAUCAUCAUGAGUGGUCCAAGAUGGCACUCUUUGAUUUCCUUCUGCAGAUCUAUAAUCGACUAGACAGAAACUGCUGUGGAUUCAAACCUCUCAAGGAAGACUCCUGCAUGCAGCAGGGACUGAAGCUGAAAUGUAGCGAUCAGAAUGCUGUUGACCUGACACACAUAGUUCAGAGGAGGCAUGACCGAAGACACUUGGUCUUUAUAGACAAUAAGGGUUUCUUUGACAGAAAUGAGGACAAUCUUGACUUCAAAAUACUACAAGGAAUCAAUGAAUUCCCUGAAUCUGCAGUUUCAGUGCUGAGGAGCCAGCAUUUACGUGAGAAGUUGCUUCAGUCUUUGUUCCUUGACAAAAUAUACUGGGAGAGCCAAGGAGGCAGAAAAGGAAUUGAAAAGCUCAUUGAUGUAAUAGAAAGGAGGUCCAAAAUUCUUCUUACUUAUAUAAAUGCACAUGGAGCCAAAGUAUCGCCCAUGAACGAAUGAAGCAGUCUUGUUUCUAUCUCUUAGAUAGUCUUUAAAAAAAAUUUGUGUAAGGCAAAAAGUGCCAGUAAAAGUGAUUUAAUUCAUAGGCUUAUUUAAUUUUUAUUUUUCUCCAGACUUCCAAGUUUAUUUUUAAAUAAGAAAUCUUACAUGGUUUAAAACCAACAUUUAAAUGUCAGCUGCAUCUCAACACAGUGCAGACCAAUGUGUCACCAAUGAAAUGAAAUGAAAAAUAACCAAAUGGUACAAUAAAUACUGUAGUAAUAUGUCGGUACCAUGAACACUCCUUCUGUUAAACUGUUUGAAAAUUAGCAGCAGGAUUUUCAGUACAUAAGGCUGAAUUCGCUUACUUCCCUCAUUCAAGUCAGUAAAAGUUUUAUUGCAAAUUUAAAUGGGAACAGAGAUAUGUAAGCACUUAAUACAUUGAUGAAAACUGUCCCUGCAUCUACCUGCUGAAACAUGUCUAGUACAGGAAUUUGUCUUUUUAAUUAUGAACACUAAAAGACCAGCAUUACCAAAUGCUUAUUUUAGUUUGAUCUUUUGAAAUCUGAGGACUAAAUUCAUAUCUUUUAAAUGCAGGGGUGUUUGCACUUUACAUGAGGGAAAUUUAAAAACAGAAUAAAAAGAACAUGGCUUUAACAAUAAUAAAUAAUUUGACAAAUACAGUCUUUACCUGUCCAGUAUGGAGUACAAUUCAUCAUGAGUCACUCAUUGCAAUGUUCUGUUUUCAAGUACAGGUUGUUUUGAUGUGUGGGUGGAUGAUCUGAUAUCUCCUGUCUAUUGAUUAACUGUGUGUUACUCACAGAAUUGUCCUUUACUGCCGCUGUUUUUAAAAAAGAAAUUCAGCUUUAGCUUUGUGCAAAUAUGCUGCUAAAUAAGUGUACCUGUUUUGUUUUUGCAACAUGCUUGACUAUUUUUUAGAAUAUUAUCAAAAAGCAGACCUACUAAGGAUGUGAGUGCUGUUAAACUCAGCACAGAAAAUGUUUGGUUUGUGUGCUCAGCUCUAGCCAGUAAUUCAGACUCUGGUUUUCCAUUAAGAUUGACCACUGUGGGGUGGCGAUUCUAGCUGACAACUCGCCCCAAGUAUUCCCACAGGUAAGGUAGUUAGAGAAGGUUGAAUCAGUACUUUGGAUUCUUAACCUUCAUCUGCUCCAGAAAUAAAGUAUUAACUGAUAUAGUCUAUCAUAACAUAUACCUACCUACCUGUUUACUGUCUUUCUAGAGAAAUAUCUUAUUAUCUUCCUGCUGUGAGAUAAUGGCAGAAGUUGAAUACUUUCAUAGCUAUUCUUGUUUUUAUGUAUAGUAAAAGUAUGGGAUGUAUAAGAUUUUUAAGUAUUUUUGAAAGUGCUUGUGUAAUGGUAUUAAUGAGAAACUAAAAUGUUUUGUGUCAAUGUUAAAGUAGGCAGGCGAAUUUAAUGGUAUAAAUAACUACAAUUCCACUGCAGCUAAGCCAGAUUUUCUUUCUCUGUAUCAGAACAUGUAUUAACAGUAAUUGCAUUACUAGAAGAAAUAGUUUUCAUUAUAGGCAGAGUUAAAAGAUACUUAGUAAAAUUUUAAGAGCUUGGCCAUCUAAAUAUUCUUUUAUUCUAUUCCGUCAGCAAAGAGCAGAUAAAUUUGAAAAAACUACCAAGAAUUUAACUAUUGCACUGAGAGGACACUUUCAGAAUGUCUUGAAUUUUUUUAAUAGCACCAACACAGAAUUUUAUAGGAUUUUCUUAUUAUUCCUUUCUUAAUAUGUUGUAACUUAUUAGCCAGGUAAUUUCUAUCACAGAAACAAUAAUAUUACUGUAGCUUGCAGUGUGAACAGAGUCUAAAGAAAGAAAUAAUCCUCUGGACCCAUUUCACAUGGAAUCCUUGUUGCAGUAAAUUCCACUCUUUGAUGACUGUUACAAUCAAUUUGUCUCAUUUUCUAGCCUCUCACAGUUUUCUUCCUGCUAAAUACCUGUUCAAAUGGAUUAUCACACACUGCUGGGAGUGAGAGAACGGCAUGACUCUCAGCUGCACUGAACUUAGAAGAGGGCUAAGUGGAGAUACAAGAGUGUGUCUGAUAAUGAAAAAAAAUCCUAUGAGAACUCUGUCUUCUAGCUUGUCCUCUUCAUUCUUUAGACUGCACAUCCUGGUGCCAAGUUUUUGCCUCACAUUGCCCAGUUGUAUUUUUUUUUUUUUUAGAAUUGACUCAUUCACCAAUAAGAGAAAGAAAUCAGAAGUCAGGAUUGUUCUAUCUUUUCAGGUUAGGUAACUUAUUUUUACUGUGAUAACUUGAUGUAUUCUUCUCCAUUUCUUCUGGACAUGUACUAGUGUUUCCUUGAACAUGAUACAUGCUUUUUUAUUUGCCUGGCAGUUCAGUGUGAGCUCUUAAAGCAGCAGUGUAAUUGCCAACUUGUAAGUAACUGCCCUGAAGGUGACCUGGAGCCUAUCAGUAGUCCUGAGUUUAAGAGGUCCAAGUAGCCAUGAUGUUGUGCAGUGCUUAAAAAUUUGAUCAAGCAUGAAAAGUGUAACUGUAAAGAGAAGAUCUUCUGGAGACAAAUCCUGCAAAUGAACGUCCUUAGGUGAGGAAUGGUGUUUUUUGCUAGAUAUUUUUGGUGACAGAGGCAUACAGAUCAGGUUGUCAUUAGAGCUAAUCUGCAGGGUGAAUCAAGAUUUAGACUGAUGUAGAAAGUACAAGGGGAAGGAUAGGUGUAUCCCCCUGUGCUGACCAGUAUGGACCAGACAGGCACAUAAAAGCACUCUCAGAACUUCUGCAGGGAACAGUGAGUCCAGAGCGAACAGCCAAGGCAGACUAAGCUGUGCCAUUACUGCACACAUUGCCCUCUCCAAGGGCAAAGGAAUUCUUCUUUCUCUGAAAUUCUGAAUCUGGGUCUAGGGCAAGGUGUUCUGCAUCCUGCUUUCACUUUACAAUGGUGCCUUAGUGUUGCACUAUGCAUAGCUGGAGACCUUGCUUUCUGUGCUGUGUUAAUAUGCCAUAUUUCUUAUGUGUACAAACACUUGCAUAGUCUUCAGGGAAGUCAGGAGAGGCUUGUGAGAUUGGGCAGUGGGACUGAACUGUAAAUUGCUUCUAAUUCUCUAAUGUUGAUAACAAACUCCAGAAAGUGCCUUUUCUCCAUAAUGUUUAUCCUGUUGCUGUGGAGCUUGGUACUUGAAUCCAGUAUUGUUAUCAAUAAGAAGUAUGAUUGAGACAGUGCUUAUGAGUACAUACUAGCCAUGUUCUAGGGUUUUUAACAAAAAUUAAGUAUUCUGUAAUCUUUGAGUUCAUUUGCAUAAAUGCUCUCAAAAUGUAAAAAAUACAAAAAGAACGACUUUGAAGAGUUAUUUAUUUGCUGCUACUACAUUCAAGAUAUCUGCUCUCCCUCCCAUAACAGGAGUAAAGUUUAUUGGGAAAUCAGUCUACUUCCUCUUACAACAACAUGACGUUGGACUGACAUUCCCGCACUGUAGCCUAAGUAAUAUUUGCCAAUAGGAAAAAAACCCAAAGAAACCUUACUCUACCUGUGGUGGUGUUCAACACAAAGCCAAGAAACUGUGUUUUAGUCAUCUUUGCUGGGCUGUCUUCCAUUUAUGGUCAUAUGGGAUCAGACAAAGAUUCAUGUUGCACAUUACUCUGAAGGGUGUAACCAAUGGCAACAGUCCAAAAUCUGUGGGUGGGAAAAGAAAAUUAUGUCAUUCUUGAAUCUGCCUGAAAGCCAGUACCACAUGAAAUGGAAUUACUAAGAAGGUUUGCUGAUUUAAUAACAUUGGAAGACAGAGCUUAAAAUAAGUAGCACAGGCACAGAUGCUUCAAAAUUCCUUGGGAGCCUGACAGCAAGUUAAUAAUCUUAAAUGUUUCAGAAGCUGAGAACAUGAAAAUUUUUGUGGAGCACUGUGAAACCAGUUUCCUUCUUUUUUUGUGUGUGUAUUCUAUAAUGCACUAUAUUAAGAAAAGAUAAAUUCCAAUGAGCAAAUACAAAUUUAGGGUACAGUAAGGGACAAACUUCCAGUAGCAAUUCUGUAAAUGCUUCCAUUCAUGUGUAUGUAUGUGAACCCAAACAUACAUGUAUGUGUAUUUAUACCUUGGCUUGUUUCUAUAAAAUGGUCAGUUUGGCUAAUAAAGAGCUAGUUGUUUAUACAAUUUGCUGUUUACAUGUAGGAUUGAAUUUGUCAGCAUAAGUCCAAUUUAGGGUAUACCCAAGUUGAAGUUUAAACAAAACAUUAUUAUGGAUGAAACUUUUGUUCUCAAAGGAUUAACUCUUCCCUUGCUAACACAUUUAUAUAAUCUUAAAAGUUUUCUACUUACAAUUGUAGAGAAAAACAGCAAUAUAUUUACAUCUGACCUAAACUGGCAGAGUGAUAUCAACUCAGAUGUUUUUAUUGAAUUUUAUAUUAGAUAUUGAAUUUGCAUUUUCUUUUGGAAUUUGUGCAUUUUAAAAGUAAAUUUAUUUGUCCUUUUAUUAGUGACAGUAAAAGCAUUAUCACAGGUUAUGAAUUGUUUGAAUCUCUACUACUAUUGUCAUAUAAUGUCCAGGAAUAUACAAAA
Messenger RNA from Athene cunicularia (burrowing owl), 6668 nucleotides. RefSeq names its product golgi associated kinase 1B (gene GASK1B). Gene Ontology annotation, cellular component: Golgi apparatus. The transcript is spliced from 5 exons. Bases 515 to 2161 code for a protein of 548 amino acids. Lineage: Eukaryota; Metazoa; Chordata; Aves; Strigiformes; Strigidae. The record is from RefSeq and is a predicted model, not a curated record.